AUGGCGUCCCUCCUGGAUUCUGAAGCACAAUUUAUUCAGAGGACUUUGGAUCUCAAACUGUCUGAUGAACUGAAGAGGAGCCUUAAGACUGCAAACUUACAAACGUUUGGAACACUGGCUUACGCACAUGGACAGCCGGGUCAGAACAUUGUGGAUUCAGCUUUUGAGACGUGGCUUACUUCAAACAUUUUGACAGGUGCGAGUGUUGCUGACAUCGCAGGUGCCAAAAGGCUUUUAUUCGAGUCACAGACCAUGGUUCUUGCUGCCUUGCAGGAUUCUGUGAAUGCCCCUGACAGUUCAUCAAUUAAGAAGGUGCCCAAUGCUGAGCGUGAGACCAAAAUGAGGUCUUUGAAAAACAGAUUGAACGGGACACAUGAAGUGCUGACGCAGAAGAGCCCGUCAAAAAUGCUGGAUAUCUCAUCGGAGAGUUUGAUUAUUAAAGAAAAGACCGAAGUCCAGGAUAUGGUUGUAUCUUCGGCGUUGCAAGUCCAAGAGUCUCUGCAGCGCAGAGGCCUGGCCCUGGUCUUCGCGGACCUGGUUCAACAUGCAAAUUAUACCAGGUACCUCACUACGUUGUUCUCACAUUUGCACAGGGAGCCCCCUGCAGGGUAUAGCCGAUGCUCAGUGAGUCAGAUCGUGGCCGCCGACAAAUUGGUGUGGCAGGCUUUGUUGGAGGAAGGGGUGCAACCAAAGAGAGAUGAUGCAGGUGUGUUGGCAUUGGACACCAAGUUGCUCAGCACUUUGGAGAGCUAUCGAGUUUCAUUCAGUUUGCUUCCUUUGAUUGCCAAAAAGGAAGGUCCAGGGAACAUCCAGAAGAAGAACAAACCGCAGCAGCCUUGGUCGAGCGGAAAGGGUGCAGUGGCCACCACACAGGUGUCUCCCCGUCAGCCCAUAAUCCAUGCAGUGAGCGUGUUGGCAGAGAUGAACAAUUUUCCGCAGUUCUCCGAGACCCAGAGAAUUCUUGUGAGUCUGAAGGAGCUUGGUUUGGUUGAAUCCUUCGGAGUUGAUCACGAUGUUGACAAGGCGAUUGCAACUGUGAAGAAAUUGGAUUUGAAAAUCCCAGGACCAGUGCCGUUGAGAUCGCAUGAACUUCCAGAGGGUUUGACUGGUUUGCGAGGCCUGGCAAGGGCCAUUGCCAAAGCUUUCGCUGACAUUUUGGUAAGUCAUGGGUGGAGUCCACCGCAUGAAUGUUUUCAGCUGCAGUCACAUGACAUCAAUUUAAAAACCAUGAGAGCAGUAGCCACUGCUCAGCCGGAAGCCUAUCGCAUUCCUCCAGUGGUGCGUGAACACAAGCAGGAUCUGGGUCACUUGCCGAAGCUGAGGGCCGACUGGUUUAGCAAAUGGACAGCCAGGGCAAAGGAGCUUCGACCAGCAGAGAUGGAGAUGAAAGCGAGCAUGCCUGAACACAUAGCAAAUAUUUUGAAGCCAAAGCGGCUGCUUCUCUGGAAAGAAAUUUUGCUGGAUUUGGGAUAUCCAGAUGCAGAUGUGGUGUCAGAAUUGGCAAACGGUACUGAGCUUGUAGGGGAAGUUCCCACCUAUGGCAUCUUUGAGAAAACUUUCAAGCCAGCAGAAACAACGGUGGACAGUUUGUGCAAGGAGGCGAAAUCGAUCAAGCAGAAGCACUACCAUAGCUGCAGGUCGUCAGGGGACAAAGAGAUAGAUGAGCUUGUUUGGAAGAAGACCCAAGAGGAAGUUGAGCUUGGAUGGGCAUCCGGCCCCAUUGAUAUAGCGAACCUGCCAGCUGAUGCAAUUGUAAGCCGACGUUUUGGACUCCGACAACCUGGGAAGAUACGCUUGAUUGAUGACUUGUCGGCUAGCAAUGUCAACCAGACGGUGCAAUGUGCAGAAUCGCCCAAGCCGCAAUCAAUCGACUUCGUGGCUGCCCUGCUGUUGACGAUUCUGAAAAGUAGCGGAGGUGUUUCUGCUUCUGAUCCAAUUUCUCAGUUUGCAAGCCUGGUUGAUGACCCGAUUUCUCAGUUUUCAGUCAUUUCGGGAUGUUACAUGGACAAUGUCGAUCUUUUUGAUGUGAAUGCAAAUGACGCCAUGAAGAGUUUGGAUGAGUGGUCAGCAUGUGGUAGUGGCAUAGACGAGUCUAUUGAUCGACUGAACUUGCGCAGAGCAAUAGGGUCGCAAUUUGGCGAUUGUGAUGCUUUGGGACACCAAGUGUCUCCGAGUGCUGCUGGAUCCUCAGAUCGUUUUGACAGGAAUGACAUCAAUCCGAACUUGGAUCAUGAAACUGCUCUGCAAGUUUUCAACAGUACUUUGGCUGUGGACUCUCCCAAGUUUAUGUGGGAAGGAGAUGGAUUCCUGGGGACAGUUUUUGGCAGUGGCACUUCAGUUGUUGACCAGCUUUUCAAACCAGUUGCAUUGAAACGACCUGCACCUUGUUUUGUGGACCUCUCCAACGACAGCAUGGAGAAGACGCCCAUUGCAAAGGCGCUCAGGACAGGUGCAGCUAAGCCGAUUUACCUGGGUUCUUUCAGCCGUGCUUCCAGUGAGAAUGAGAACAGCAAGCGUAAGUCUUACUUGUUUGGCUGGGUGACUCUCGUUCUCAUCAAUUGCAGUGCUUUCAGUGUGCUGGAUGAUGCACUAUCAGAUGUAUCUCAGCCGAGCCGGGACCUGAUCAUGCGGUGCCUGGCAGAAUGCUUUGCUGCAAAGGCAACCAGCACACUGGGAAAGCGAUUAGGUUCCAUGAGCAGGUAUGCGGCGCACUGUGAGGCACUGAGUUUGAAUGCAUUUCCACUUUCAGAGAGGAGCUUGUAUUCCUAUUUGAGGGCACUUCAUGAUGACCCCAAGUCUUCAGCAAGUGUUGGUAGGUCUUUUCUGGAAGCUGUCAGAUUCAGUGCAGCAAUGCUUGGGCUGCAUGGGUUGGAGCGAGACAGAGUGCCUCAAAGGGUUUCAGGGCUUGCAGAGCUGUUGGCAAAGCGUGCACCUUGUGUGAAGCAGGCUUCACCUCUUUCAGUGCGACAGGUGGCGGCUUUGGAGGAGACGUGCUGCACGGCAGAAGCAAUGCAGGACAGGAUUCUUGUGGGAGGCCUUUUGCUGAUGGUUUACAGCUGUGCUAGAGCCUCUGACAUGUCCAGGGUUGUCAAGCUUGUCAUCGACAGAGUGCAAACCGAUGGUGCAAGCCUGGACAAGCAUACAGUGGCAGGGUUCAUUGAGGCAAGCGCUCUGCACACAAAAGGGGCUCGAUCACAGACUCACAAGAGGACGCUCCUUCCACUUGUGGCUCCAAUGACAGGAGUUUCGGAUUGGUGCUGGUGGGACCACUACCUCCAAGCCAGAGAGGCGAUGGGAGUAGCAUCGAAAGGAGGGCUUGCUUACCCGCUUUUGUGCCGUUUUGAUGAACAAGGAGUUCCUCUGGCCGAUGCACUUCAAGCUUCAGAGGUGGGCAGGUACUUGAGGAACGUGCUCAAAGUGGCCCAUGGCAGCACGAACGAGAUCAGGAGUCAUUCUUUGAAAGUGACUGCAUUGAGUUGGAUGGCCAAAGCAGGGAGCAGUCUGACAUUGCGCCGAAGCUUGGGUCAUCACCUGGACCCGAGUGCAAAGAGCGCCACCAUCUAUUCCAGAGAUGCGAUGGCACCACCGCUGAGGGAGUUGUGUCGUGUGAUACAGCUCAUUGCAUCGAAGCAGUUCAUGCCGGACAACACCAGAAGUGGACGUUUUGCAGCAGAAAUGCCAGCUGGCGACCGCUGCGAUGCAGAGGGCAACUCUGAUGGGGAGUCCGAGGAAUCGUACGAGAUGCCUUUCUCAGAGCGCAUGGUGGGCGACACAGAUGACUCCAAUACAGACACUUCGUCUGAUGCUGACGAAAGAUUGGAGGCUGAGCCCUUGGACACCACGACGCUGUGGGAACUUGUGGAGCCUAGGCAUCGUCCAAACCUGGUGCAAGUCAAAGCUGGCUUGGUGACAUGGAUGCAUGUGCAAUCACAUGUCAUGCACUUGCUGUCGGAAGGCAGUCAAAGGUUCGUAUGCGGCCGAGUGGAUGGCCGUCGAAGGAGCUUGUUUGCCUGCUCCCAGCUGAAUGCAGCAUGGAGCCAAGAGCUUGAGACAUAUGCUAUGACGGACAAAAAGGAGUUUGACCGAGCUGCCAUGUCCGCGUAUGCGGAAUCAAAGGCGAGUUUCAGACACAGGAGCAUCGAGAUAGGCUUGAGUGAGGAUCAAGUCGAUUUGCUGAAGGACCAGAAUAUCACGUCGUUCAACAUUUUGGCCUUCAGUGUCUGUGGCCAACCAGGUCAGAUUGAUGAUGCUCGUUUUCGAAAUCUGAUGGAUAGCACCUUCAACAAUGCCUCCCUGGGUGUUGAAUCAAUGAUGAGGCAGCUGUGCUAUGAAGCAAUCACCAUAUCUGUUGCUGCAAUUAAGCAGCGGAUUGAGCCCUCAGUCGAGGGUCAAGUGAAAAGGCUGCCUCCUCAGGAGAGGGAUGAGCGGAUGCGCCGGAUCAGUGACAGGAUCACAGGUUUUGAGAUCACCGGUGACUAUGAGCCAGCUCAUUGCAUAGCAGAUUUCUUCACGACCAUGAUUGAAGAAGCAGCGCCGAGAUAUCUUCCUUUGAGCAAGUGUGUCAGCAGGGAACAGGAGUUGCUUAGCCAGAAGGUGGACAAGAGGAUAGUGGUCUUGGAAGACCAAAAACUCCAGGUGAAGAGCACUUCGCCAGACUUCACCGCGGACCUCUCCACGGACUUGAAGCUGCAGAACGCGUUCAUUCGGCGUGGCAUUGCUUGUGAGUUGUCCAACCUCAUGACGUAUGACACACAUGAGAAGAUCAGGCAUGCUUUUAUGGCACAUAUGACGCGUGAUGCUCCACCAGGUUUCAAGAGCCCAGACAUGGCUGCAAUAGUACGAGCUGACCGAGAGUUGUGGAUGCGAGCAUUUGACAAGUGCAAGUCGGACUUGAAAGUCAACCAACAAGGUAAGCUUCCUCUUGACCUUGCGAUGUUGGAGCUUUACACCAGCCCCCAAGUUGUCUUCCACCUGUUGCCGACGCCGGGGGGCUUGUCAAGGAAGAGAUCUAGGUCCAGGUCAGGGCCAAAACAGACCAAGCCCAAGCCGGGCAAUCCUUCGCCUGCAAAGACAAAUCCGAAGGCGGACAAGAAGGACACCCAAAACUGCAAGGCGCUUGGCUCUGUAGUUUGUGCUGAGGUGUUCUGCGGCAAAGGGCGGCUGUCCAGAAAGCUCAGACAGCACAAUUUUCAGGUUUUGUCGGUGGACCACAAGCCGCAGAAAGGGACACCAGUUUUCCAGAUUGAUAUUACAAAGAAAGCGGACAGGAAAAUUUUGGAAGACAUUUUGUCUAUGGACUGUAUUUUAUACCGCCAUUUUGCUCCGCCGUGUGGGACGGCAUCUGCAGCCCGGCAGAUCAAGCCGGGACCUCCACCUUUGCGUUCCAUUCGAUUUCCGAUGGGCUUCAAGAACUUGAAGGGUAUCAAUAAGCAGAGGGUCAUUGCUGCCAAUUUUCUUUACAGGUGGACAAAGAAGAUGAUUGUGCGCCUAGAGCGUGCAGGCGCAGCAUGGAGCGUCGAAAAUCCGGCCAGCUCACUUAUGUGGGCCACUGACCCCUUUGUAGAACUUACCGAUGAGAUCCCUUCUUUGAUUGCUUUUUCUUUUCACACUUGCAUGUUCCAAGCAAAGAGGAAAAAGGACACAGCGAUUUGGACUUCUGUCAAGGAGCUUCGCAAUCACCUUGAACGUAAGUGUGACAACCAACAUGAGCACUUAGCUUGGGGCAAGUCUGACAAGCAUGAGGGUUUUGCAACUGCUGAUGAGUGUGCGUACAAUGAAAGCAUGUGCGCAUCAUGGGCUCAGGCCAUUUACGAUUUUGCUGUGGCGCGUGGGUAUCAUGCUCCACCGUCAGAUUUGCAGGAUGAUAUCAAUGGUUUGGAAGCUUCACAAAUUAACAAGACCAUUUUGGGUUGUCUUCCUCGUGGCCGCAAAGUGCCGCCACUUCUGACUGAUUGGUUGGAGCCACAGCUUUUCAAAAUUGAUGGUAUACAGGCAGUGCAAACUCUGCCCAUUGGCAAGAGAAUCCCUGAUUCAGUGCAACGUUUUCCUCAGGGGUCCAAAUUGGUGCGCUUUACAAAUGAAAAGGGGGAGGUGAUUGAGCGAGAGAAGCAACCGGAUGGCAGUGUGUCCGAGUUGCCCAUGUUUGCAUUGAUUGGCAUACCGAGAGAACCUCGAGACUUCGUUGCCAAAGCUUGCUCUUUGGUUCAUCCUGUUUUGAGAGCGAUGCAAGUUGGAAGCUUGAUGUUGGAUGCCAUUGAUUCAUAUGAACUUGGCGACAAAUUGGAAUUCCGGCGUGUUCAAUGUAGAUUCUCGCAAAGCUUGUUGCGGCAGAUGAGCGAGCUCCAGGCCGAAGAGGAAUCAUUGCAUGCUGGUAUGGCCGAGCAUCUUCAGCGUGUUCUCAAGGGCAAAAGGUUGUGCCUCUUUCGAAAGCUGCUGUUGGACAGCCGCUACCCAGAUUCCAAGGUUGCAGAUGAGAUGGCAGCUGGUUUUCCUUUGUGUGGUUGGUUACCUACAUCGGAUGUUUUUCCAUCUAAGCUUAGGCCACCGGUCUUGCACAUGGAUACGUUGGAGAAAAUGAGCGCCUCUUUUGCAGCGCGUUCCAUAGGUGCAACAAAGGCGUCAGGUGACCAAGAGAUGGAUCGCUUGUUGUGGGAAGCCACACUUGAUGAAGUGAAAGCAGGGUUCUUGUCGGGCCCUUACAGCACCAGAGACCUCCCGAAGGGCGCAAUAGCUUCUCCAAGGUUUGGGCUUCUUCAGAAGUCGAAGCUCAGGCCGAUUGACAAUUUCUCUGCUUCCCAUAUCAACAGUGCAACUGGUCUUAGGGAUAAACUUCAAGUGGACUCCAUUGACGAGAUCUGUGCGAUGAUCAAAGCAUGGGCGCAAAGAAGUUCAGGGGUGCCUAAGUUGGUUGGGCGUUCCUAUGACCUCAGGAAGGCAUACCGCCAAAUUGGCAUUGCGCCUGAACACCUUAAGUUUGCUUGGAUCAGCGUGUGGAGCCCCGACGCUGGUGAGCCACGCCUGUUCCGCAUGGACUCUAUGCCUUUCGGCGCCACGGCGUCGGUAGGCGCUUUCCUGAGACUUUCACAAGCCUUGAAAAGCCUAGGGGUUUCCCAGGCAGCUUUGAUAUGGUCUUCCUUCUACGAUGACUUUGUGUGCGUAUGCCCCCCUUGUGCUGCCCUACAGGUUGACAGGAUGAUCCGCUUGUUUUUCCAGGCUUUGGGGUGGCAGUUGUCUACGGACGAGGCCAAAGACCAUGCCUUCAGCUCGAAGUUUCAAGCGUUGGGAGUGGAAUUUGACCUGAGAACCAUGCAAGCGACUUCGCUGAGAUCCAGGUUGUUGUUUGCGGAUGCACAGGUGUUUGGCAGAUUCGCCAAAGCAGCCCUGCACGAGGUUGGCCGAGUGGGGCUGGACACCAGCGACAUGACUCCUUUGUCGCCCAAUGUGCGCCAGAGUUUGCUUUGGCUACGGGAUAGAGUUCUUGCUGGCCCGCCGCGAAAGAUCGACUUUAGAGAUUCAGAGACUUUUUACUUGUUUUUGGAUGGUGCAUGCACCGAUUGGGUAAGUGACGACAUUUGGUGUGGCACCUCGAUCGGCGGGGGACUUGUUUUUCCAGACGGUUCAGUGCGUGAGUGCUUUGGUGAAGUGCUUCCGCAGGAUUGGAUGGCGGAAUGGGGUUGGAACCAACAGCAACAGUAUAUCUUUGAGGCAGAAGUAAUGCCAUAUGCCGUCAGUCUCAUGCUUUGGAAACGGCAUCUGAUGGGCAAGUGUAUUUUCGUCUUCAUUGACAACGAAGGUGCUCGUUCUGCUUGGAUUUCUGGUUUUGCUGCGACCAAGGCGGCACAGCACAUGUUGCACCUUGGAACUUCUGCCGAGGCAGAACUUUGUGUUCAUCCUUUCUUUGCCAGGGUUCCGACCCACUCUAAUCUUGGAGACGCUCCGUCUCGUGGGAAGUUUGAAGUGAUUGAGAAGCUUGGAGGAAUGCGAACGCGUGCUCCUAUCGGAAUGAUCGAAUGCUUGAUGAAGCAUGGAGGUGGAUCAACGGUCCCAUUCGAAUGCGAGUGGGGGCUUAAUGGGGCUCUGAAAAUCAUGUGGAGUGUGUUUUUCGACGACUAUGUGGUUUUCUCUCAGAAGCUCCAUGUCAAAAAUACGGAAGCCACUGUUGAACUUCUGUUCAGACUACUAGGGUGGAAAUUUGCAGAAGAGGGUGAGAAAGCGACCUGCUUUGGUGAUGAUUUUUCAGCGCUGGGUGCGCGCCUCAAUUUGGAGAAUGCAAGCUUGGGAAAAGUCAGUUUCAUCAACACAGAGAAGCGCAUUACAGAGCUGACCAGCGCCAUAGAAGAUAUCAUCAGGAAGGGUCGGAUGACUGUUUUGGAAUCGCAGAAGCUUAGAGGGAGAAUGCAGUUUGCAGAUGGACAAGUCUUUGGUCGUUUGGGAAAGUUGUGCAUGAAAGCCAUAACGCAACAUGCUUUUAAAGGUCGGGGUGAUAAACUUGAGAAACCAACGGUUGAUGCCUUGAGAAGAUUUGUGAUUUUUCUUAACUAUGCAGAACCUCGAAGUUUGGAAUUGGCUUCCGACUCUGUUUGGACCAUUUACACCGACGCAUGCUAUGAGCCUCAACGGACCAACUGGGUAUGUGGUCUGGGUGGGGUGCUUGUGAAUCCGCUUGGUGAAAAGGUGGCGUUCUUUUCAAUGGAACUGUCAACAGAACAAAGGCGUGCGCUGGGUGCUGAGUUCAAAAAGACCAUCAUCUUUGAAGCGGAACUGCUGGCCAUGGCUUGGGAUUUGCUUGAAAAUACACCUGUCAAAGACAUCUUCGAAGAAGAAGGAUACAAGCUGGUGUUUGAUAUCUUGGAUGCCAAGUAUCAAGAACGAGAACAAGACGAGCUGCAAAGAGCCUGGCGUGAAUACUUCUACACGGUGACCAUCCGCCAAGGAGAAGAGUUCAGGGCUUUCAUUGUCAGGCUCGAGACAUCCUACAGGCUGCUGGUGGCACAUGAAGUGGAACUCCCACGGGAAGUCAGAGGUUGGUUCUUGAUGAAAAAGCUGCAUCUUGAUGCUACUCAGGAAGCCUUGCUCCUGACAGCAACUCAGGGCUCACUUGCCUACAAAAAUGUUGUGACCGGAAUCAAGGCCGUUUUUCCUCAUGGAAAAGGAGACCUGAGCCGCACCAACAAGACCAAGGCUGAUGAGCGAAGCGAGAUCUUUGAGGUCUGGCAAGGUAUCGCUGAUCAAGUUCAAGGACAGGGAAGUGACUAUGAAUCGGAAGAUGCCCUGGAAGUGUAUGAGUCUUAUAAGGACAUCAAGAAACGUGUCCAGGAGAAGAAGACUGGAAGGGGAUAUCGGCCGAUGUCAAAGCAGUGGAACAUUCAAGGCAGCAUUCGUGGUCGCAUUGAAGCGGUCAAGGCUGGUGAUGUCUUUGUCCAUGAGGAUGUUGAGCACCACAAGGACGAGGAGAGAUCAUGCGAAGCAGCUGCAGAAGUGACAGGUCCCAGCUCCAUUAGGGAGCCACGCAGUACCAGACACAGCCUGCCGCUAGAGAAGAUUUCGUAUCAAGGGCCAAGCUCGAGUCAGACACCUCUAGCUCGACGGCUCAUGAAGGAACUCCAGGACAACUUCGGAGAAGAUCCUUCCGAGAUGGCCAUGCAGGAUCUGGACGCCUUGAGCGACAUGUCCGAGGACGAUCCCCUGAGCUGUCCAGUCAAGAGCUUUCACACCGUGACAGUGGGCAAGUACGGCAAGAACCUGAAAUCCAGAAUCCCAAUCGGCCAGAUCUAUCAAGUAGACAAACCAUACAUUCAAUGGGUGAGGACUCACAUUCACGAGAACUCAUCAGCGACAGCAUGUAUGGUCAAGCUUCGGCUGUACAUAGAGAUGCGCGAUGCCCAGAAAAAGAUCCGUGUGAACCGAUCUCAGUCCAGUCAGCUUCGACGACUUCAAGAACCAGUGACUCCCAAAGUGUCCGUGAAGACCCCAAUGACAACUCCAAAGAGCAAAUCAACUCCAGGAUCCCGUGGACAAGUGAGAAAGUCCCGAGAGGGAACCGGAUGGAGCCAACACACAAAUACCAUGGAGACGGAGGAAUGGGAGACCAUUUUGCUAGGAGAAAAAGACAAUCAGUGGGAAGAGCAAACCCAUGUGAGCCACAGUGGGUCGAGAUGGUGCAGAACUACCUGA
Molecule: messenger RNA, 10173 nt
Organism: Cladocopium goreaui
Lineage: Eukaryota; Dinophyceae; Suessiales; Symbiodiniaceae
Source: the annotation of a GenBank genome assembly